Molecule: messenger RNA, 1339 nt
Organism: Amphibalanus amphitrite
Lineage: Eukaryota; Metazoa; Arthropoda; Thecostraca; Balanomorpha; Balanidae
Exons: 3
Coding region: 175-1143 (322 amino acids)
Biological process (GO): interstrand cross-link repair
Cellular component (GO): Fanconi anaemia nuclear complex
Source: RefSeq, a predicted model, not a curated record
GACGUAGCGUGCUGACGAUAGGGUGGUUUCUUUAUUAUAUUUCGGUAAAUGUUGCGAAUCAAAGUGUUUUGAAGCUGUUUUUUAUGUAAUUGACCAAGGAGAAACAGUGAAGCAUCAUCAAAAUUGUGCUACCUCAAUGUAAAAAACUGAAGUAUCGCCAAGGUUCAUAGGAAUAUGCUAGCAAUGGGGAGCCGCGCAGUGUUGGACAACAUUCGAUACUUCCUGCUGCACCUGCUGCCACGGGCCGAGGCCGGCGCGCCCUGGACAGAGCCGGACCUUGGUGCAGCGCUCCGAUGGGCUGACUACUGCGAGCAGGCCACAGCUGCUGCUGACGGCACACCCGCUGAGCCGGUGCUGCGCCGGUUUGUGACCACAGCGGCCGGCGGGGCCCGGUGUGACCUGAACGUGGCGCUGCUGCGGCGGUCGCGCCGCGAGCUGCUGUCUCGGCUGCUGCAGAACGGCCGUGCGGGGGACGCCGCGCUGCGCCGGGCGCUGGCCGAACUGCGGCGCGCUGGCCAGCUGGACUCUGUGCUCGCUGGGCAGGCGGCUCAGAAGCAGGCGUACUGCGCGCUGACAGCGGCGCUGCGGCGCGCCGGCGGCCGCCGCCGGAUGCAGGCGCUGGCGUUCCGGCGCUACCUGCUGGAGGGCGCGAUGGCUGGCCGGCCGGCCCACUGGCUGACUGAGAAGGCCACCGAACUGGUCACCGGUCCGGACGGGGCGCGGAUGGCGGCCCUGGCGCUGAAGGCUGCCCCCACUGACGGAGGAGCGGUGCUAGCCGCUGUAGACGGCGCGCUGGAGCGGCAGCUGGCGGCUGUGGAGGACGUCGGAUGGAUGGAGCGGCUGUCUGAGCCGGAGCUGCGGACUCUGCUGGCCCGGCCAGGGCUGGUGACGGCAGUGGAGGCUGCUUGUGACCGGCUGACCACCGCGGGAGAGGACGGAGAGUACAGCAGCGGUCCCCACACCGCGCUGCUAUCGAGGGCUGCCGAGUGUGACCCCUCCGGCCGUGUCAGACGGAAGCUGCGCGCCGUACUCCUCCAGAGAGGGGACGUUAACCGGUCCGACUGCGUGAGAAUCACCACCCAGCUGCCCCGGUUCCAACUGAAGGACCCCGUGGAUGAACUGGAGUCUGUGGAGGCACUGUGAUAGACUGUGUGAGAGACUUACACUGAUCGCGGGAGACUAGUCACGGUUUCUGACCAAAUCGCUGAUCAGUUCUGACUACCUGGACCGGAGGAGCCCAGCUGCUGUCACACCAAUGCCACCAGGACCAGGCAGGCGGGUCCGGCGAGCGCCGUCUCCCAGAGGAAGUGGAAGAUGCAGCCGUCACAGGUGCCGUCCG